GCAGUUCAGACCCCCCCACACCCAUCAAAGAGCCGCUCCUCCCCCCCGCAGGCGCCUUCGCCGCCUCCCUCCCUUCCUUUCCUUUCCGCUCCUCUUCCGACCUGUCCACCCGGGAGGAAGGGAGCUGGAAAGGGGGCGGAAACCUCUCCCCUCCAAAAAGCACAACAAAACUGUUCAGUGCGGAGGAGCCGGGUUCGCCCCUGCCGGACAGCGGGGGGCUUUGUUCCCCGCAGUUGUUUCCUGCCCAUUUGACCUGUCAGCUGCUGGGGAAACGCUGCUGUUGACCUUUGGUUGAACUGCUAAGGCGAUUUUGCUGAUUUUUCUUUCUUUUUCCGCGAGGGCUGUCUUUUGCUCCUCCAAAUGAGCCCAGUCCCCCUCCCUUCUCCCCAAAGCGCUCCAAGAGAAAGUGCCAGGAAGGGGCUUGUCCCGGAAGGCCUGGCGGCUGAGCGGGGCCAGGUCCUGGUUAGGCCACCAGGGUGGGCGUCCGCGCCAUUGUUUGAGCUUGUCGGCGCUGGUGGGAGAGAUGAGGGCAAUUCCUCUGGGACGCAAGUCCCCUCGAAUGGCCGGGGCUGGCCGGGAUGUUCCCCGCACGGCGCUGCCCUCGAGUCCCCCCGAUGGAGAGCGCGGGCGCGCCUUCCUUCGCUGGCGUCCAAACCCGGGACCAGCUAGAACACAGCAGGGCUGGGACUGGGUUCCAGCCCCACGUGGAGUCUGGAUUUGUUUUGUUGUGUUUUGCUUUCCUUCCUGGAAGAAAUCCCGAGGGGACCGCCCUAGAGCGGCAGCUCCAGGACCUCGGCCCUUGGGCUUCCGGGGGUGCAGCCACUUAGGCCCCGCUCCCGGGGAGAGAGGGAUUAUUUUUUAAGAUUUAUCCCCAGGGCGCGCGGCAUUUCCCUGUCCCUCGUGAAUCCCGUUGAGAGUCCUCCCUCCCCAACCUCCUCCAUUUCCCCAGCCAGACCGAUUCGAGAGCCCUGGAGAUUCUGGGCGAGGCUAGUGACUGGGUAGUACAGGCCUCUAGCCCCACCAUUGCUCUCUCUGUCUUCAGUUCCCCAGGAGGGCAAUGGCAUCAAACAGCACAGCUCUGGGGGAUGUCAAUAUUGCAUACCUUUUCUACCUAAAGGGAAAAUGACUCGCUUUUCUGCUUGCAAAUAUGGUAGUUUCUGCUUACAAAUGUAAUACAAUGCCCAUGACAGCCAAGGACUGGAAGCAUAAGUUGCUAGGUCUUACAGGUGAUUUUUUACAAUGAAGCAAACUCACUAUGUUAGACACCAUUUACAUUGGAUGUCUCCAACUAACAAAAGUAACUAAAGACAGAUGUAGGUGUAAAUUGAGAGUGAAAUUUGACCCUUUAGACCGUCACAACUUCCUUGGGCUUAUCCUGGGUGCUUAUAGGAGAGGUGGGCUCCACCCACAAAAAUGGACUGCUCAGAAAAAUGAGGGAGAGAGAAAGGGUGGCCACUUUCCCGAGCCAAGAAAUUCCUUGAAAAAAAAUCAGAACAUCUGAAACCAGAGAGCCGAUUUCCUUACCGGGAGGCAGUUCCUGGCUAACGAAGAGGAAGCACGAUGGGAAGAAAAGUUCACUCCAACGGAAGCCAGUUUGCUGAACAUAGCAGAUCGCCCAGGAGGACUGGGAGAGACUGCAAACCAGUUCGAGCCCCCAGCAUGGCGUUAGGUGUCAGCCAGCUGGCAGGAAGGUCCAGGUGUCUGUGUUCAGAGUCUCAAGGCGGCUAUGAGAGGUUUUCCUCCGAGUACCCAGAAUUCUGUUCUAAAACCAAGGCCCUGGCAGCCAUCCCACCCCCGGUUCCCCCCAGUGCCACAGAGCCCUUGGACCUGGGCUGCAGCUCCUGUGGGACCCCACUACACGACCAGGGGGGUCCUGUGGAGAUCCUUCCCUUCCUCUACCUCGGCAGUGCCUACCAUGCUGCCCGGAGAGACAUGCUGGACGCCCUGGGCAUCACGGCUCUGUUGAAUGUCUCCUCGGACUGCCCAAACCACUUUGAAGGACACUAUCAGUACAAGUGCAUCCCAGUGGAAGAUAACCACAAGGCCGACAUCAGCUCCUGGUUCAUGGAAGCCAUAGAGUACAUCGAUGCCGUGAAGGACUGCCGUGGGCGCGUGCUGGUGCACUGCCAGGCGGGCAUCUCGCGGUCGGCCACCAUCUGCCUGGCCUACCUGAUGAUGAAGAAACGGGUGAGGCUGGAGGAGGCCUUCGAGUUCGUUAAGCAGCGCCGCAGCAUCAUCUCGCCCAACUUCAGCUUCAUGGGGCAGCUGCUGCAGUUCGAGUCCCAGGUGCUGGCCACGUCCUGUGCUGCGGAGGCUGCUAGCCCCUCGGGACCCCUGCGGGAGCGGGGCAAGACCCCCGCCACCCCCACCUCGCAGUUCGUCUUCAGCUUUCCGGUCUCCGUGGGCGUGCACUCGGCCCCCAGCAGCCUGCCCUACCUGCACAGCCCCAUCACCACCUCUCCCAGCUGUUAGAGCCGCCCUGGGGGCCCCAGAACCAGAGCUGGCUCCCAGCAAGGGUAGGACGGGCCGCAUGCGGGCAGAAAGUUGGGACUGAGCAGCUGGGAGCAGGCGACCGAGCUCCUUCCCCAUCAUUUCUCCUUGGCCAACGACGAGGCCAGCCAGAAUGGCAAUAAGGACUCCGAAUACAUAAUAAAAGCAAACAGAACACUCCAACUUAGAGCAAUAACGGCUGCCGCAGCAGCCAGGGAAGACCUUGGUUUGGUUUAUGUGUCAGUUUCACUUUUCCGAUAGAAAUUUCUUACCUCAUUUUUUUAAGCAGUAAGGCUUGAAGUGAUGAAACCCACAGAUCCUAGCAAAUGUGCCCAACCAGCUUUACUAAAGGGGGAGGAAGGGAGGGCAAAGGGAUGAGAAGACAAGUUUCCCAGAAGUGCCUGGUUCUGUGUACUUGUCCCUUUGUUGUCGUUGUUGUAGUUAAAGGAAUUUCAUUUUUUAAAAGAAAUCUUCGAAGGUGUGGUUUUCAUUUCUCAGUCACCAACAGAUGAAUAAUUAUGCUUAAUAAUAAAGUAUUUAUUAAGACUUUCUUCAGAGUAUGAAAGUACAAAAAGUCUAGUUACAGUGGAUUUAGAAUAUAUUUAUGUUGAUGUCAAACAGCUGAGCACCGUAGCAUGCAGAUGUCAAGGCAGUUAGGAAGUAAAUGGUGUCUUGUAGAUAUGUGCAAGGUAGCAUGAUGAGCAACUUGAGUUUGUUGCCACUGAGAAGCAGGCGGGUUGGGUGGGAGGAGGAAGAAAGGGAAGAAUUAGGUUUGAAUUGCUUUUUAAAAAAAAAAGAAAAGAAAAAGACAGCAUCUCACUAUGUUGCCAAGGCUCAUCUUGAGAAGCAGGCGGGUUGGGUGGGAGGAGGAAGAAAGGGAAGAAUUAGGUUUGAAUUGCUUUUUUAAAAAAAAAGAAAAGAAAAAAAAAGACAGCAUCUCACUAUGUUGCCAAGGCUCAUCUCAAGCUCUUGGGCUCAAGAGAUCCUCCCACCUCGGCCUCCUGAGUAGCUGGGACUGCAGGUGUGUGUCAUCAUGACCAAUGUGAAUUGCUUUUGAAGCUGGUUCAUGGGCAUGUAGGCCACCGAAGCAAUUUUAGACCACAGUAAGUCAAGCUUUUUUCCCUCCGAUGAUCACUGGGUGGUUGCAGCAUUUUUUGCAUAAACCUGCCUAAGACUUGUCUAUCGUCUGUGAUCAAUAUGCCAUAUUACACUAAGGUGCUCCUGGAAAAUUGGGUGCAGUUCAAAUUUUCCUACAGCAAAUCAUUUGGCAAGGCCAGCCAUUGGGGAAACCAGACAACUAGAGAUAACCCUGAAAUGAAUCCUUUUGUAAAUUGAAGCACCAUCUUUUCUUUUUUUGCAUAAAUUGGAGGUUUUAAUUUUAGGGCAGUUACCUGAAGUGAAAUAUACCAACAAUUUCUUGUGUUCUUUAAAUUCCUAGUUAGGUGAAUAUUUUUGAAGGUCCUCUUUUGAAUAAAGAGGGGAAUGGACACCACAUUUCAGGUCUUCUCGAAGUGUGGAAGGGCAAGAGAGCAUCAGUGAGCUGAUGGUGGAUUGCUUACAUCGGAUUCCAUUGGUAUGAAUUUCCCAAACUGGAAAUCAAAGCGCCAGGGUGGGGUUGGGGCUGACUGCUGGUGAGGGGGCUGGCCGCUGGCUCCCGUGACGUGCGUCAUGGGCACGCAGGCGCCAUUUUGAAUCUAUCGUCGGCACGUGGGUGCCAUUUUGAAUCCUUAGUUGGGCCUUUCUAAAUGGAGAAUGGCUUUGGAGGGAGACACGUUUUCUGUGGGGAGGGUUUGGGGGGGAGGGAGGAGGGAACAAGCUACAUGCUAUUUUGUUUGUAGUAUUGUGGAACAGUCUUGUUAUGGAGUGCCAGCUUAGAGGUUGUUGCAAACUUGUCUAGAAGUGAGAGCAUGGUUUUUUUUAGCCCUUUGAGAGUCUACAUCUAAUGAACAUUCUUGCUCACCCAUAAAUAACGUCAAGCCUCAAUGUCACCGUCACGUUGGGAUACUCUUUCUCAUCUGGCAUCCUAGACAGGACAAGGUUGGUUACCUUUCCUUCCAUGAACCAUGAACCUGUGACGGCAUCAUUCAUCCUGACUUCACCAAGCUCCGCCUGUGGGUGAGGCCAGAGCUCCCACUGGCAAUUUUUAGAAGAGCCAGAGGCUCCCUGCUUCCUCUAGAAAUAACAGUUCAGGGUGAAGCAUGGAGGGUUUCAGUUCCCAGACAAUGGAACCAUUUAGAGACAACACAGUUGGACAUUUCCACUUUUUCCUUGAUUCCUGGAAGUCCAGUGGGUUCUGCAGCUGAAAAAGCCCUGGGUCCCAGCAGCAGAGAGACAGGACAGAGGGGAUGCUUGGGCGGGGAGGGACGGUAACCUGCAGAACAGAUUCCAUUUUUAUAGAACGAGUACACGUUUGCUAAAACAGUCCUGCUUUCCCAGACUGGAUUCCCACCACAGGGACAGUCGGAACUCAGGACUAGCUCCAGCGACAUCUUUCCUCCGAAUUCAAGCCUUCUAUCACAAUGUCAAAACAGCUAUUUAUAAAGCCAUUUUCAUUGUACUUGAUAACAGCACGAGUCCCAAAACUUUUAGAAAUAAAAUAGGACAUUGGCUUGAUUGAAAAGAGGGACUUUUUAAAAAUUGUUCUUUCGUCAGAAGCCUUUUGGAUGACUUACAAUAGCUCUGAUGAAGAUACCACCCCAGCGUCAGUCCAAUAGGUCAGUGAGUUUCAACAGGCAUCCAUCCCUCCCAUGAAGGGAUUCUGGUGAUGGGAAGUUUCUGUAAUGACAGGAAAGCAUUGACCCUCAUUGAUUGUCAACUUUGGUAUUAGCCAUGAAAGACAGGAUGCUCAUUGGGUGUUCUGUAGAGUGAGGAAUGCUGCCUAUUCCCUCCCAGAACGUCUGACCCAGGGGUGUGUGUUGAGGAGCCCUGGGGGAAAUGGACCAAGUUUUCCCACAGAGCAGUAUUAGGCUGAAGAGCAGGUGACUGGUAGGCCCCAGCUCCCAUCAUUCCCUCCCAAAGCCAUUUUGUUCAGUUGCUCAUCCACGCUGGAUUCCAGAGAGUUUUCCAAUUUGGGAAGCCAUGAGAAAGGUUUUUAAAUCUUGGGAAGAUGGAGAGAGGGACAUAGGAUAGUUGACUCCAACAUGACAGGAAGAGGCUGGAGAUUGGGAAUUGGCCAUCAACCAAGCCUGUAGUAGUAAAGCCAUGGUCCCGCAUUGGAAUUACUUGGGGAACUUAUACAGUUCUGAUACCCAGGCUCUCCUAGACCAGUUCAACCAAUUCUAGGUGGGGGACUCAGGCAUCAGUGUGUUUCGUAGCUCCCCGGGUGUUUUCCCUGUGCAGCCGAGCUUGGGAAACUGCCAUGCUUUUUGGAUGUCAAGGCGCUGUUGGAGGCUGGGUGUGACAGCACAGAGCCAGGUUGUCUUGUGGAAACCACAGCCACGGGUUUGCCACUGGCUCAGCAUGGCCUCACUGCCAGUCCCAGCCUGGCUGAGGGACAAGAUGGUUUCUCUUGGGAGUUCCUGAGUGGAGCACCCUUCCAGGCUUUUUGAAAGCCAGCUGAUCUGUGGAGCCUUGUUAAGGGACUCAAUACGGUGUUUGGAUAUUGAUGUUUUUCCUUGAGACUGUCUUGUCCAUCAAUAAAGAUGGAGGAUGUCUCCUCUUUGAACCCCGCUUCCCCACCAGUACUCUCUCUCCCUUAGAGUUUAUGAGUUAUUCAAGGAGGAGACUUCUUAAAGACAGCAACGCAAUUCUUGUAACUUGUGUAAAUAGCCCCAUCUUUCAGAGUGAUACCAUUUCUACAUUUGAUAAUGCCUGUAUUCCUGUAGGAUGUAUAUAGUUUAGGGGAUUUUUUUUUUGUUUGGUUUUGUUUUUUAGAAGUCAAUAUGUCUGGUUUUAUUUAUUGCUUGAAAAAGAUCAUUUGAAAAAAAUAAAUACAUUUUCAACCA
Molecule: messenger RNA, 6434 nt
Organism: Homo sapiens (human)
Lineage: Eukaryota; Metazoa; Chordata; Mammalia; Primates; Hominidae
Gene: DUSP4
Product: dual specificity phosphatase 4
Exons: 5
Coding region: 1561-2472 (303 amino acids)
Cellular component (GO): nucleus
Molecular function (GO): protein serine/threonine phosphatase activity; MAP kinase phosphatase activity; MAP kinase tyrosine/serine/threonine phosphatase activity
Source: RefSeq, marked reviewed